Molecule: messenger RNA, 3105 nt
Organism: Amoebophrya sp. A25
Lineage: Eukaryota; Dinophyceae; Syndiniales; Amoebophryaceae
Source: the annotation of a GenBank genome assembly
AGAGAAGAUUAUGAGGGAUUGAGAGGUUGAAAAUGGCAAGAAUGAGGGAGAAAGACUGUGCUCGAGAAAUGUGCUCGAGCGAAAAAGACACCCCAUCCGGUUAAAAUUUUCGAUUUUGAUAUUUCGAUUUUGAUAAAAAAAUCAGGGAGACAGGAUGUUGUAAGUGAAAAGUCAUCCUGUCACGUGAGUGGGUUCUUGUUCCUCUUCUUGUGUCCCAUGUCCACGACUGAUUCAAAAAGGACAGAAGUGCAUUCAUCAUUGUACGACUAUCUUCAAUCAUAUGGUUUUGUAUUUUGUUUACUAGUGAUUUAGAUUUUCAAAAUUUGAUUUUGUUCUUGCUGUAGUGUGACCUUGAGAAAAAGUAAGCGGAUCAUGGACGUUUCAGACGUGGUGGAGAGGUGCCAGCAAAGGUUGGGGCAAGACGGCUUUUCGACAGCGGUCGGGGAGAAGAGCACUUCUUUCACUCGAAGUUCGCAGGAAGCAAGCAGUAGCAAAGAGCCGCCAAUGGGUACUCUUCCACCUUCGAGAAUAUGCACGGGUUCUGCGUGGUUUCGGGACGCGUUGAGGCUGCGGAACCGAGACUCGACGUCGACAUCGAGUUCUAGUUCUUCAUCAAAAAUGCGGAGUUUUGCGGAGGGGAAAGACGUGGAAAUACAGGAGAUAAUAAGACCGGCGCAGAUGAUAAUUGCAGUUUCCAAGACCGCAGUUCAACACGGUGUUGAAAUAGCUGACUCGCCAUCAACAACAACAACAUCAUCUUCUUCGAGGAGUAGAAGAAGCGGCCGAUGCCUGCAAAGGCAUCAAGUAAAUCAGAUAGGAGGAGACUUCGACGCCUGGUCAUCAACUAGCAAAAGGAGCUCAUCCAGAUCCACUACUGCCUCACGAAAAAAGCGUCCAAUAUUCCUAGCAGCAAUCCUGUCAUGGAUAUUUACUUCCUCGAUUCGGCUAGUUGCGGCUCAAAAUAUCAACGAGCAAGAUCCCUGUGCGCAUCAUGCGUACCCAGAAAUGGGGCAAACGGAGAAUCAGCUCACAGACGGUCAAUCUGUGCACGUGCCACAGAUCGUCGAGAAUACGACGCAUAGGUCAAAAAAAUUUCUUACACCACCAUUCUUUUGUCCCAGGUACUUCUUCGUCACCCUGCGUAAUAUUUCACAAACCUCUAUAAUUCUAUCUUGUUCCCUGAUUUUUAGUUUUUAAAAUGAUCCUUCUAUAAAAAUCCUUUUCAUCAGGUAUUUCUUCGUGACCCGCAAUGCUACCCUGAUGCAUGUUGCUGACGAGUUCCGCAAGCUGAUUAUCAAUCUCGAGCCUUGCAAGGGUGUAGUGUAUCUGUUUGUGCGAAAAACGAGGAAAUGCUAUCCAAAUCCGUACUCAUGCAUGCGGUUUCAGCCUCAAACGGAGGGAUCCAGCGAGGAAGUUUUGUCGCAUCCAGACGACUGCCAGUGGACCCACUACCUGUCCGUGAUAGACGGGACACGCGAUGGCGCACCGACGUUCUUCGAGUUGCCGCUGACCAGUACGCGGUACUACAUAGCAGUGUAUGCGAAAGAAACGAGUUCCUACACGUUGACGGUUUUGUCGGAUAUCGGAGCAUGGCCGCGACCCGGAAAUGAAGGACGAUUGAUGGCUACGCAAUUGCAGGAAUUGCAGGUGCAAAUAUCAUGGGAUACGGCUUACUACAAACCGACUGGAAUAACGGAUACGAGGAGAUAUUGGGUCUACUCAACCAUGCUCUUGGAGAGAGAUCAAAGAACGAAUGCGGCAGUGUUCUUGACCAAGAGGAAAAUUAUGAAUACGGUAUUAUCUUCAAUAGGAAGCCACUGCAUGGGUUGGGUGAAAAAAAACCUCUCGAUAAAAACAGGGAUGUAGAUGAUCAUCAUAAUAAGUAUUCAUAUUCUAGAAAAUCAAAUGAACAUCAUGAUCAUUCACCUAGUAAAAGACGUUCAGAUUCGAAUGCUUAUUCAACAUUACUCUACCACCAUCAGGUCUGCGGUCUGCACAACAACACCGACCGACCUGCGAGUCCCACUGCUAUUCCCGCUUCUCGUUGCUCCGGUGGAAAAUGCAAUGCCACGAUUGAUGGUGUCGUCACCGGCAAACGAUACGUCUUCAACGUUAUUGCAGAGUCGAAUCGUGGCUACAACAUGAGCUAUGCUGGCUUGAUCUUGUCCACGGACUGGCAAGUGGAGCGGCGUGCAGCGAGUCAGCAGACGCUGAUGGCAGUAGGAGGAGUGACGGGUAGCAUAUUUGCCAUGGUGAUCGUCAUCUACUCGUGGAUGGUCUCGCUCUACGGAGGAGAAAAGGCGAGGGCUUAGGCUCCUUCAUCUUGUUCCACGUGUUUUGAAGGCUUAACAUCAACACAACGACUUUUUACUUAGACAUAGAUUUAGCUGCACUAGAAGUGGAAGAAAACGUUUUAUAUUUAUACUUAAGUGGUCGUGGUCCACAACGACAGAUGACGAGUCUACGAUGUGGAGAAGAGGCUCGCUAAAGGAAUUCCCGUAUCUAUAAGGUUGCCUUUGAAAUAAACUGUUGCACUUCUUGUCUUUUACCAAAAACAACUAAAAAUGUCUUGACAAAACAAAAACUGUCACAGAAUGGAGGAAAACAUCUCGUCGAACUCAUUUAGCUAAUAUCAUGUGCAUGAUCGUUCUUUAUUAUUAUUAUCUUUUUUCAUUUUCUUAUUACAUACUGAUAUAACAAGUAGCGGCAGAAGGUCAGCUAGAAGAUAGAGUUUCACUACGAGCGCCUAGAGAGUCUAGUGCUUGCGUUGGAGUACUCUCAGUAGGCCAUGGCGUAAGUCUUGGCCUUUUCUGAUGAAUGCUUCGGCUCUCUGGCUGUGCGCCCGAGUAGAAACUCCCGCUGAUAUACUUAACCACUGAUGCAUGUUUAGAACCUCAAUUAUGCAAACUAUCGACUCUUCUUGAACUUGUUCAUGUAAGUUUCUUUGUCCCUGAAAAUACAGAAAGUAUGGUGCGCACCACCAAUUAUUACCUCCUCUGAAGAUAGAAGAUGAGAAAGGAUUUUUAGUGUCAAUUACAACAAGAACAAAAAAUAAAUACUCUAUCUUCUUGCCCGGCUUCUCUAUGAUUCAGAGCACUUCUACAU